CUGUUGACACAAACGUUACCGUCUUCAUUGCUCGGUUACCGUUCGCGAUUCUAUAUUCACACUCAAUAGCGAACUGUCCGCUGGUUAACUGCUUUAAAAUGGUCCACUAUGAAGUAAUUUAAAUUCAUUAUUUUUGUGUUUGAAAUUUACUUAAACAUUUUAAAAAUGGCUGUGAUAAAACUGAAGAUUUUUGAUGUAAUCCCAGUGAGGUUCAAUUUAUGGGUGAUGCUGUUUACCAGUUGCUGGGUCGUGUACAUGCUUAGAGUCAACAUGAGCUUGAAUCUGAUAGCGAUGGUACCUCAACCGGUCAAAAAUGUAACAUCAAAGUCCAAAUGUGGCCCAGAUAAUGUACCGCUAAAUGAGUCUUUAAAUCAUGUUGAUGUUUCUGAUGUGAGGGAAGCACCGAGACAGGUUGCUGGUGGCACAUUUGAUUGGACAAAAGAUCAACAGGCAACGAUUCUCGGUUCAUAUUUCUGGUGCUAUCCUAUAACGUCGCUCAUUGGUGGUAUGGCAUCCGAACGAUGGGGUCCUAGAUACGUGGUCUUAAUAACAUCACUGGUCAGUGCUAUAUUGACAGCGUUAAGUCCAGCCGCUGCCAGACUUGAUUACGUAGCCCUGGUUAUAAUACGAUUCUUCCUUGGAUGUGCUGGGGGUUUUAUCUACCCUUCGCUUCAUUGUUUGGUUGCUCGCUGGGCACCACCCGCCGAGAAAGGAAAAUUCGUGAGCGCUAUGAUGGGUGGAACUUUAGGGACAGUAGUAACCUGGUCACUCACUGGUCCUUUGUUAGAAAGAUUCGGAUGGGCUUCGGCGUUUUACGUACCAGCUGGACUUACAUUUAUUUGGUGUGGAUUUUGGUGGUACCUUGUGGCAGACACGCCUUCAGAACAUCCUAGAAUUUCGGCGUCUGAAAGAAAAUACAUAUUAGAUGCCUUGGGAGAUAAAGUUAAGAAAUCAAAGGGUUUGCCGCCAUUCAGAAGAAUAAUUACGUCCUUCCCGUUCUUAGCGAUGGUUAUUCUACACUUUGGAAAUCUGUGGGGAUUAUACUUUAUCAUGACGGUGGGACCAAAAUUUGUAUCAAGCGUUCUUGGUUUUGAAUUGUCAGCGGCAGGAAUAAUAUCUGCCUUGCCGUAUCUUGCAAGAUUAAUACUUGCAACUAUAUUUGGGGCUAUCGGAGACUGUAUUUUAUCUAGGAAGCUAAUGACAACAACAACUAUAAGAAAAUUCUUCUGUCUCUUUUCUCACAUUAUCCCUGGAAUCUUAUUAGUUUUGCUGGUAUAUACUGGAUGUUCCACAGCAUUAUCGGUUGCAAUGAUCACGAUGUCAAUGGGAUUCAAUGGCGCUGCAACGUUGACGAAUCUCCAAAAUCACCAAGACUUGGCUCCUAACUAUGCAGGAACCUUGUAUGGUAUUGCAAAUUUCAUAGGCAGUACUGCUGGAUUUUUCACACCUAUGAUUACUGCAUAUUUUACGAAGACCGGGGAUAGCUUCGAACAAUGGAGGCCAGUAUUCUUUGUGGGAGCGUCUGUAUAUAUUGUGUCUGCGAUAUUUUUCAUACUAUUUGGAACUGGCAACACUCAAGCUUGGAACUUCGAUGAUGAAUCUAAGCAAGAAGGAAAAGAGGAAAAGGGUCGCGCCGACGAUAUGAACGAUAUGAAUGAAACAAUAAAAAAUAGUUAUAAAGACCCGAAAGAAAAUUCCAUGAGUAUUACAACGCGUACUUAAACAUGAAUUCGCAUUCAUUUGUUAUAAAUACUUCGAUAUAAUUUAUUUUAACUGUAGAUAUUUUAAAGAAGGAUCUGACUAGAGAUAUUAGAUUAGUGUUGGGGAAUGUAAUGAAUCUCUUCCUAUAUCUUUCAUUAUAUGACAAAGCAUUUAAAUUUACGUAAUAUAAAAUAUUAUUAUAGUUAUUUGAUAGCUGUAGAGUAUUUUUAAUAGGAUAUUACCAGAACUCGAAAUAUAUUGUAUACAGGAUUUGAUAGGAUGUCUUAUGAAUAGACACGACUGUGAUCAUAAUUACCAAAUAAUAUGUACUAAAAGUUAUUUAAUUCAAUUUACAUUCACAUCAACAUUUUUUAUGUUUUUUUUAUCAAUAUGACCGUAUAGUUUUUUUCUAUGGAAUAUUGUUAUUGUAUUUUGAGUAAAACAUUAUAUAGGUGUGCGCGAAUUUUGAAUGAAAUUUUAUGUAUGUAUAUUUCGUAUCCAAUAUUAUUAUUUAGUGUGAUACAUUGUAAUCAAAUCCUAAAAUAAACAUUUAAACGUCUCAA
Molecule: messenger RNA, 2264 nt
Organism: Danaus plexippus (monarch butterfly)
Lineage: Eukaryota; Metazoa; Arthropoda; Insecta; Lepidoptera; Nymphalidae
Exons: 7
Coding region: 166-1722 (518 amino acids)
Biological process (GO): transmembrane transport; monoatomic anion transport
Cellular component (GO): plasma membrane
Molecular function (GO): transmembrane transporter activity
Source: RefSeq, a predicted model, not a curated record